AUGAUAUCCAGCACUGGCACUCUAUCUAUUGCUUCCUUAUAUGAUGUGUGCGUAGGCUCAUUCAACCAGCUCUUUAAUCUCUUACAAGAGCCCAACUGCGACUUUUCAAGUCAGCUAUCUAAAACAGCCCUCGAAGAAGAACUUGGACGCUUUAGGGUUUGGGCUGGAAAUUCUGGGGCUCACCGGAAUGGACAGGUCUCUCUGGAUCAUAAACUAAGGGAGGCAUAUCAUGUCCACCAAACCGUAAGAGACCUGCUGGGAGACCUUGACGACGCUCUGAAAGAAGCUAUCUCAAUUGUUUCUCAUGAGAGAAAACCCUUCGAUGAGCAAUCAUUUUCUCCGGGCUCUUCUAUAUAUUCACUGGAGGAUGCCCCCACAGAGGAUCCCGAAGAGCAACCAAAUCCGACCACCGAACUUACUGAGCUCCAAGAACGCUUCGGCGAAGUCUGUCAUGUUAUCACUUGUUUAUACAAGUUAUCCAUAACCAUACGUAAUCCAGCCCCGCGCGACAGACUCCAAAAAUGCGCAUCUAUCAAAAUAUCACAUUUUGAGUUUUUUGAUAUUCAACACGCCCGUGAAAAAUUUCCCGGGGCACAAGAUUUUCUACAAGCUCGCCUUGGAAAAGCGAAUACUAAGCGUCGACAACUCUUAAAGUACCAUGAAAGGCAUCAUGGUAAAUUAGCUCAAUAUAUCGACUUUUCACUGCCGAAGAGAUUUCCAACCAUUCACUACGACCAGAAGGAUGAGAAUAGUGGAGAUAAUGAAUUAAAAAUCACAAAAGAUGACGAAGAAGACUUAUCAGAACGUCGUUCUCAGAUUGAGAAAGGCCCCGGCACUAUUGCCGAAACAGAAAACACGCAAACAACUAUUUCAACAUAUGUACAGGGCCCAUCAGAUCAGACGGUCGAAGUAAUUACCCUUGAUGAUGCCCUAUCACAGACCUCAUAUGCAACCUCCACAGGAGGGGCAAGGAGUACUAUUCAUGUACCUCUUCCCCCCAAUGCCGCAGAAACCCUUGACGGCAAACCUUUCGAGUGUCCGUAUUGUUACUCCAUCAUCAGUGUGAGCAGUAGGAACCUUUGGAUAAAACAUGUAUAUCGGGAUCUGCGACCUUAUGUUUGUACGUUCGAGGAUUGCCUUAAACCCGAUCGACUAUUUGAUACUCGGCACGAUUGGUAUAAUCAUGAGGUUGAAGUACAUAGAAGAGAAUGGUUCUGCAAUACUUGCCGCCAGUCUUUGAGCAAUAAAACAAUUUUCGAAAACCACCUGAGACAAAGCCAUCCCAAAUUGUUUACCGAGGCACAAAUGCCUGCCAUGGCCGAGAGAUGCGAAAGAGCUAUCGAUCUGGAACAAAUUUGCCCUUUGUGCGGGGAAAAUCAUACUUCUCAUCGUUUGAAGAGUCACCUAGCACGUCAUAUGCAGCAAUUGGCAUUAUUCACGCUCCCAAAAACGGUCGAGGAAACAGAUGGCCAUGGAGAAUCUUUAGGGGCUCAAGCUUCAAGGUCAGAUGAAGAGGGAAUGGAGGAUGAUUUGAACGAGGUCGAACUAGAUUUUGACUCAGACCCAUCUCAGGGAAGCGCCGACAAUAUUCUUGAUGCCGGGGACGAGAUUACCGAAGAAAUAGCUGAGACAUUGGAAUCUGACCCGGCGAUUGUCCAUGCAAUUAAUGAAUUAAACAAAAACAAAAACCCGGCGAUUGUCCAAGAUGCUCCAUCACCGAUCACUCGUUAUGUUUGCUUUCAGAAAAGAUCCAGUGCUCUCCCAUGGAAAAACGAAUGGGAGACUUGCGAUCCUAUAACUAUGAGCAUUUCCCCAGAGGAAACAGAAAAACAUAUCAAGAAGCAUGAUGAACCCGGGAGGGAUAUUGACACUUGUAUAUCUAAGCUUGGGAAAUACCAACUCAGACAUCUGAGAAAACAAGAGGACAAACUAAACAAGAGUGAGAAGGAUGUGAAGAACUUCAAGUGGGUUGUUUCCGCCGUAGGCGAGGAGAAGGAACAGAAUGAUGGAGCAUCACAUAAAUUCUGGGCAAUAUAUUCCAGGCAGUCGAGAUCCCGCCCUGUACAGCAAGUCGAAAACGCUAUUGAUAAUACGAAGCCGCUGUACCUCGAGACUUCGAGUAGGGCGCAAGAGCUUAAGGCGCAUAUAAUACAAGAGAUGGGAAAUGUUAAUUUAAGCUCGAAGUUGACAGAACCAAAUGAUUACGAUCAGGUGUUGAUAUCAGCAGCCGAAAAUGGAUACGAAAAACUGGUGGAGAUGCUCGUUGAGAUAGGAGCCGACGUCAACGCCCAGGGAGGGUACUACGGAAACACUUUGCAGGCAGCAGCUUGUAUGGACCACGAGAAGAUCGUGCAGCUUCUUAUUGAACGUGGUGCCGACGUCAACGCCCAGGGAGGGGAGUACGGAAACGCUUUGCAGGCAGCAGCUACUGAGCCCAACGAAAAGACUGUGCAGCUUCUUAUUGAACGUGGUGCCGACGUCAACGCCCAGGGAGGGGUGUACGGAAACGCUUUGCAGGCAGCAGCUUAUAUGGGCCGCGAGAAGAUCGUGCAGCUUCUUAUUGAACGUGGUGCCGACGUCAACGCCCAGGGAGGGGUGUACGGAAACACUUUGCAGGCAGCAGCUUGUAUGGGCCGCGAGAAGAUCGUGCAGCUUCUUAUUGAACGUGGUGCCGACGUCAACGCCCAAGGAGGGGAGUUCGGAAACGCUUUGCAGGCAGCAGUUUAUAGGGGCCGCGAGAAGAUCGUGCAGCUUCUUAUUGAACGUGGUGCCGACGUCAACGCCCAGGGAGGGGAGCACGGAAACGCUUUGCAGGCAGCAGCUUGUAUGGGCCACGAGAAGAUCGUGCAGCUUCUUAUUGAACGUGGUGCCGACGUCAACGCCGAGGGAGGGGAGUACGGAAACGCUUUGCAGGCAGCAGUUUAUAUGGACAACGAGAAGAUCGUGCAGCUUCUUAUUGAACGUGGUGCCGACGUCAACGCCCAGGGAGGGGAGUACGGAAACGCUUUGCAGGCAGCAGCUUAUAGGGGCCGCGAGAAGAUCGUGCAGCUUCUUAUUGAACGUGGUGCCGACGUCAACGCCCAGGGAAGGAGAGAAAGGUGCCUUGGAGAAGCCCUAGGAGUGAAAAAUAACAAAGGUAUUCUCCCAGCAUAUGAGACCACCUGCAACUCACUCUUUCGACAUGGAUACGUUCGGGGCGGCGGGAUUGGGACUUCGGACUUCGGUGGGGCGAGUGAUAGUUCAUGA
Morchella importuna is the source of this 3246-nucleotide messenger RNA. RefSeq lists its product as uncharacterized. NCBI's taxonomy places the organism in Eukaryota, Fungi, Ascomycota, Pezizomycetes, Pezizales, Morchellaceae. The transcript is spliced from 5 exons. The coding region runs from base 1 to 3246 and encodes 1081 amino acids. Gene Ontology annotation, molecular function: protein binding. The record is from RefSeq and is a predicted model, not a curated record.